GUCAUUAGGUUGCGACCAGCGCGGCCAGAUGAGGUGUCACCGUCCCCGGACUUCUGAGAAUUCAUGAAAAGAGUAGUUGACAUAGCUGGUGAGGGUCGUAGUGUGUCUGCUGUGAAGCGAACAGAAGAUGGCGGAAGUGACGAGCACGUCCCUGUGUCAGGAGGAAGGCUGGUAUCUUUCUGAAGAGGGAUUUGAAGCUUGUAAUGGUUCCUCGGAGAAACUGACUAAAAGUGCUAUUAUCCUCGUUGCUCUCAAUACAGACCUCAGAACCAUUGGAAAAAGAUUUCUCCCCAGCGACAUCAAUGGAGGAAAAGUAGAGAAGAUAGAUGGUCCAUGUGUUCUGCAAAUUCAGAAAAUCCGUAAUGUAUCUGCACCAAAAGACAAUGAGGAAUCUCAGGCAGCUCCUCGAAUGCUACGUUUGCAGAUGACGGAUGGGCAUACAUCGUGCACGGCCAUAGAGUUUAAUCACCUGUCAAAAGUCAGCUUGAACACUCCACCUGGCACAAAAAUAAAGCUAUUAGGAACUGUUGAAGUGAAAAAUGGAUGCUUGCUUUUGGAUGACACCAACACUGCCGUGCUUGGAGGUGAAGUGGAACCGCUCAUAGAGAAAUGGGAGCUGCAGAGGAGUUUAUCAAAGCACAGUCGAAGCAAUAUUGGAACUGAGGGAGGUCCUCCACCAUUUGUGCCUUUUGGACAGCGUUGUGCAUCUGUUACUUCAGUUGACAGCAGAGAACUUGAUAGCCGAAAGACGCUGCAGGCUCCGAGUGCCACCAAAUCUGUGGGGGAGAAUGAUGAGUUUGAAAAACAAAGGACUGCUGCCAUUGCUGAAGUAGCAAAAAGCAAAGAGACCAAGACGUUUGGAGGAGGCGGAAAUGCUGGAAGCAAUCUCAAUGCCGCUGCUGGAGGGAGUCGUAAUAGGGAAGUGUUCCAGAAAGAGAAGAUAAUCAGAAGUGAAGGUAGAUCGGAAGGAGUGUAUCGUGAGCUGGUUGAUGAGAAGGCUCUGAGACACAUCACAGAGAUGGGCUUCAGUAAAGAAGCAGCCAGACAGGCACUCAUGGACUUCAGCAACAAUUUGGAGGCAGCUUUAAAUUUUCUUCUUGCUGGCAGCAAACCAAAGCCUGUUCAAGGGCCACCACCCCGAGGUAAAGGAAAAGGUCGAGGAAGAACACGAGCAGAAGCUGACGAUGAAGUAACUAAUGCUAGACCUUCUGCACCUAGUACACUGUUUGACUUUCUGGAGUCCAAAAUGGGUACUUUUUCACUCGAAGAAGCAGUUGUCACUAAUUCUCGUCAUUUCUUGUAA
Molecule: messenger RNA, 1303 nt
Organism: Bufo gargarizans (Asiatic toad)
Lineage: Eukaryota; Metazoa; Chordata; Amphibia; Anura; Bufonidae
Product: tudor domain-containing protein 3-like
Exons: 11
Coding region: 128-1303 (391 amino acids)
Cellular component (GO): nucleus
Molecular function (GO): protein binding
Source: RefSeq, a predicted model, not a curated record